AUGAUUAAUUGUUACCUAUUUUUAAUAUUGUGCUCUUCAGUUGGAAGCUUAGGAGAGCGGGAAGCUGACAAGAACAGAUUUAACGAAUUGCCUGCAUCGGGAUCUUUAGCAAAUCAUCCCUCAUACAGCUUCCAAAAUCGGCGUUCCAUAGAUAAUAACAUUUAUCAUACAAAUGAUUACGACGAUUAUAGCAGCGGGUUCUCAGAGUUACGCCCGCCAUUGCACAUUUUGUACCCCACAGAGACGGCCUAUCCGCACGAAGAGAAAAUCCCGAUCAAAAUCCACCAACCAAGAGAAGACCCAAAACUUUUCUAUCAAUCUAAAGCGUACCUUGAAGAAAUUAAUGGCCAAAAUAUUAACCAUGAAGUAGCUUCCAUCUAUCCCGGUAGAGAGGUUGUCAGAGCCGAUGAAAAAUAUCGAAUACCUAAGAAUUUAUUAAGAAGUAGAUAUGAAAAUAAUUAUUUAUAUUCACCACCAAAAAUAUGUAUACAAUGCCCUCGUGAGAAAACUCUUAUUGCCAAAAAAGGAGUAGACAGAGUUCUUUUACAACAUCCCAUCCUUAAAACAUGUUCCGGUCGAAAAGCUCCUAAAACCGUUCGCUUUGUUCACAUGUACGGACCAAAAUUUGCAACAUUACUCGACCAUGGAACCCACGUUAUAGUUGGUCGAAUUAUGCACAACAACGAAACUCUACAUCUUUGCAAGAUGCAAGUGCAUGUUAUUAUUCAAACUUGCUCAACGCCAAAAUAUUUGGUAUCACAUUGUGAUGACCAAAACAAAUUUUGCAAUUUCACUUGUCGUGAUGAAAUGCUCGAAUUACAAGGGGAAUCGGCACUAAUUUGCGGCGAUGACAUGAUGUGGGAAGGAUAUCUUCCCUUAUGUAGGGCUCGUAAUUGGUGUAAGCCCAUACCUCCUCCAGAAUAUGGGCGUAUAAGUUGUAGAGGGACCACUACAGGAUUAGCUGCUGGAAUGACAGAAGGAUCACGAUGUCGAAUUCGCUGCCCUUUAGGUUGGCGAUGGUAUCCAAAAUCUGUAGCGGUUUGCCGACGGGGAAAUUGGACGAACUCCAUAAAAUGUAUUCCCAAGAAAAAUAUCUCAAGA
Brenthis ino (lesser marbled fritillary) is the source of this 1101-nucleotide messenger RNA. The record is from the annotation of a GenBank genome assembly. Lineage: Eukaryota; Metazoa; Arthropoda; Insecta; Lepidoptera; Nymphalidae.